AUGUUCUCAAUCAACAUUAUCGAUGUAAUCAUUAUAACACCGAACACCGUAGGGAAGGGCUAUUCCGUGUACACGUUCGAAGUGUUCGGCAAAGAACAUUGUCGCAUUGUGAAGCCGACAAUUGUUAAUUGGUUUAUAAAUGGACGUUUUAAUAACUCCGAACUCUUUCCAAAUAAAUUGAGAAACUUUCAUAACUGCAGUUUACGUGUGUUAUCACGUAAUGUGCCGCCAUUUUUCACAUACCAUAAAGAAAACAAUAACGGUACUAUAAUAAUGAAAGGCGUCGAGGCGAAACUAUUGAACGCCAUUGCCGAGCAUUUGAAUUUUCGCAUAGAACCGAUUAUAAGUUCUGCCUAUGAUUGUGGUGAUGUUUAUUCUAACGGUACAAUGACUGGUCCCUACUAUCAAUUGGAUCAAAAUCAUGUUGACGUACUUAUGGGUUAUUUCUUCUAUGCUGCACAUCGCAUUGCCUUCUUGGAGGAGGGUUUAUCGUAUUUCACCACCGCUUUGGUUGUUAUUGUAAAGCGUCAACCGCCGCCGCCCGACCACAUGUGGAUGUUGGAUCCCUUCCAAUUGAACACUUGGCUAGCGCUGCUGCUAAUGGUGGCCACCGUUAUUUCGUUUAUGUGUGUGUUACACUUGCGUUAUCAAUAUGGAAAUUGGUUGGAUAUUAUUGGUAGCGUUUUCGGCGAACCUCGUGUAGUUUUAACCAGAAAUUACUUAGUACGCUUCGGCAUUACUUUCUGGUAUGUCGGUUUUGUGUUUAUUAGCAGCGCUUACCAAGCAAAAUUGUUCGUUUCAUACAAUCGGCCGUCACCAGGCUUGCCACACACCAUAAAUGAUUUGCAGCGUAAUAAUUUUACAUUUUUGGUGCACAACACAAUGACUCUGAAUUAUUGGUUGCCUGAUAUGAAUAUACCUGAAAACCGCAUUAAAUACAUUAAUUCUUCAAAUGCGAAUUCGGUCUUUGAGGAGCUUUUGAAUUCAACUGGCAAUGUGGCUACACUGGCGACUAUUGCGCGUAUGCAUUAUUUUGAACGCAAGCGGCAGCUAAUUGGCGUUUUCGAUCAGGUUCCCGAAACGGUGCAACUACCGGAGAUUUGUGCGUAUUUUCAACAUCAUUCGUAUCUCGUCAAGCCAUUCAACUCCGUCAUUGCAAUGAUACGCAGCAGUGGCUUAAUUUCACGUUGGUAUGGCAAUGCUCUAACGGAUUCCAAAGGACCCGCGAAAAUACAGCGUGGCGGUAAUCCUAAAAGUUUGGAUCUGGAAAAAUUUGGUAUUGUUUUCUUUUUACUUUUCUGCGGUGAAUUUAUUGCCUUUAUUGUAUUUGUCAUAGAAAUUAUAAUUGCACGCUAUAAGAAAUAA
Molecule: messenger RNA, 1365 nt
Organism: Bactrocera oleae (olive fruit fly)
Lineage: Eukaryota; Metazoa; Arthropoda; Insecta; Diptera; Tephritidae
Source: RefSeq, a predicted model, not a curated record